Molecule: messenger RNA, 2970 nt
Organism: Pangasianodon hypophthalmus (striped catfish)
Lineage: Eukaryota; Metazoa; Chordata; Actinopteri; Siluriformes; Pangasiidae
Gene: rbbp8nl
Product: retinoblastoma binding protein 8-like
Exons: 15
Coding region: 270-1982 (570 amino acids)
Biological process (GO): DNA double-strand break processing involved in repair via single-strand annealing; double-strand break repair via homologous recombination
Cellular component (GO): site of double-strand break
Molecular function (GO): flap-structured DNA binding; Y-form DNA binding; double-strand/single-strand DNA junction binding
Source: RefSeq, a predicted model, not a curated record
UGCCAGUGGAGGUGGGGGGGAUGGAGGGAGAAGCAGAAGGAGAGGAGAGCAGCGUGAAAGAAAGACUCCUCUGCUCCAUUCCUAUCCUCUCGCCAUUUUUCUUGGAUUUUGCCAGUUUCCUUUAACUUUGUGAUCAGUCAGAAUUUGAUAAAGGGCCGGCAGAAAGUGUUUUAACGAGGACCUGGAGGGCUACAUGAGAUUGGCAGACAGAGUGAUUACCAGCUGUUGGAUUUGAGACCUGAAUUCCACCAGGUGGCCAAGGGAGGAGGAUGGCUGUGGAGAGUUUUACUGAAUUGCUACAUAAACUGAAAGAGGUCCAUGAGCAGGAGCUGGAAGGUUUGCAGCAGAAGGUGCUUGAACUAACCAAUAAGAAAAACUGUGAUGCAAAGAGACUGGAGGAGCUGUACAACAGGAACCAGCAACUGAGAGAGCAACACAAGAUGCUCACAGAAAACAUAAAACAGCUAGAAAACAUGUUACGAGCUGGGUUGUGUGACAGGUGUACAGUCACUCAGGAGAUGGCAAAGAAAAGACAGCAGGAGUAUGAAACUUCCCAACUCCAGAGUCUGCAGCACAUAUCCAUGCUGAUGGGUGAGAUCAAUGCAUUGGUGAAAGAGAAUGAAAGACUGAAAGAGGAGGUGAAGAGUCUACGGGAUCGGAUAGAGCAGCAGAAUGGUCACUCAGAGAGAGCAGGAACCCCUGAGGUUAAGCACUCUCCUGACCCUACAGCCACUUCUCUGUCCAUGGCCGCCUCUGUUCUGAAGAAUGAUCAGCCCACACCAGGGGGCGCCACUACACCAGCAGCCAUUGUGAAGAGUGAGGCUGAACACAGCCAAAGCACAGAGACUCCAGGUGAUGGACAGGAGACAUCAGACAAAGGAUCAGCACACAAACGGUUACAAGGGUGGAGUUUAACACAUCUUUUUGAGUCAAGUAGGAAGCCGACUUUUGCAGCAAACCAAGCAACAUGGAAAGAGAGGAGAGCAGUUAGCGUGGACUCCUUGGAGGCUCAUCCUUCCCCCACCUCACCUUCCAUCCCUCCUCACCUCCGUCUUCUGAAGAACAAUCCCUUGUUUUCACCCAGGCGCUCUGAGGAACAUCCUGCCCUCGUGUCUAUCCCAUUGCGGCCCCAUCCAAUCAAAACAACCCCAUCCAACCUUCCCUGGCCCCUGCCUGAACGUUCAGAUUGGGUGUCAGUGGUGAACACUGGCACCAGUGGUGGCAUGGUGGUCAGUCCAAACCUGAAGCAUGACUCUAACUCUCCCAUACUUCGCUUUUCAGGCCUGGUUCCACCGGGCCUUGAGUCCCACCUACCAUCUCGAACCCCUGCCCACCCACGACCCAUUUGUCCACGCCCAAGGAGCUUCUUUGAGCUGACAGAUGGCAAAGAAAAGAGAACACCGCCAAGCUCCUUGACAAGUUCACAGCAUGAGAGGAUCUUUGGUGAAAAUCUACGAGAAGGAGAUGAAGAGACACCUUUGGAUCUGUCCAGUGCGUCAGGCCCCAAAAUAAAAGAAACAGAGGUGGACUUGGCAUCGUCUUCAUCUUCGUCACCUCCGGCUCCACUCUCCUCACCAUCUUCAGCUCAGUCUGACUCCAGUUCUCAGAGUGAUCUGCAAACAGGGGAUACUAAACCACAGAGAGAAGAGACUGGAGAAAGACAUAAGGAAGAGGGAGAUGAGGGAAGCGAGAAGAAUGAGUAUGUAGACUCAGAAAAUCUGAAAGUCCCCACUCUGACCAUUUCACUUCGUCCAGUUGUGGUCCUAGAGUCAUUAAAAUCAACAGGACAGAAAGAGCAAGACACGGAGGAAGACAGCAGUCUGCAAGACCAGGAUGAAAAAGAGGAUAGCAAACAGGUUAUAGUGAGGAAGAGACCAGGCCAAACUCCUGAAGCCCUGCAACGGCGCCCACUAAAAGAGAAGAAAAUGAGGACAACACUACUGCCACAGGGGGCCAACCUUGGAGACUCAGAGCAAGGCUGAAAUCCGUGUCAUGUACAAGACAUUGUGUAUGGUGUACAAAAAUCCUAGAGCAUGUCCUUCUGCACCCAUGCAUCAAAGAUACAUCUGGUGUUCUUCUGAAUUGCUGUACAGAAAAAGAAGCUUACCCCUCAUCUAUUGCACUAUAGCGGCAGAUAGAUCAGAAUUCACACAGGAAAGACAAAAAACAUCUAAUUAUAGCACUUGUUUCUGAAUAUUACACUUGUUUUGGAGAUGGCCUGAUACCCAGAUCAGCUGCUCUACUAUGCACACCACCUCUCAAAGACUAGUUUGGAGAUUUCCCAGAAUUAUUUGCCUGUAGAAGACAGGAAGUGAGAGACCACUGUACUUCCUGUCAUGAGGGUGUGAACAAAUUUGAUUUGUAACCAGAAAUGAUUUUUUUUGGAUCAUUUGUUUAUCACAUCUCAGCAUAUCUCUCUCUCUCUCUCUCUCUCUCUCUCUCUCUCUUUCUCUCUCUCUUUCUCUUUCUUCAUACAUGGACCUGUGUAUCAGCUUCCAUUUUCACUUCCUUGAUAAGUUUAAGCCUGUCUUUCAUAGAAAAAACUUACUGUCAGCCAACCAGACUAUUUUUCUGUUUUUUUUUCUCUCUUUUUUUUCUUUUAAAGGCCUGUCUAUUGCAAAUGUGAGAAAGACGAAACACCCUCCCCUUCCCCUUUUGGGUUUUGGUUUUUGCGACGACAGAACACAUAUUUUGUAAGAGUGAAUUUUCCACUUACAGCAGCUGUGGCCAUUUCAAGCGUGUAAAGGGGUGGGGGGAAAGGUGUAACAUUGACAGCAAAAAACGUGUUCAUUUUAAAGUGUCUUUAGCCAUGUCAAACUUACUCAGUGCAGUUUGUUACAAUCGGUUGAACUGUUCUUAUAAGUCACUGAGGGAGCUCACGCCCAGGUGUUUCUAGAGUAGAAUCUGAAAGGCUUAACAGAAUGUAUAAAAAAUGUAUCAGUGUAUGCUGAAAUAAACAAAUAUGAGCUA